AUGUUGGUGGUUCUCCUGUUGCUAUACCAUUUUAUCACUAGCACUGUAAUUAGUGCCAGCCCUAAUGGCACCCAUUACUCCUAUCACGAGCUGUGGAUGCUGCAGAACUAUUUCUGGCAGAAUUUCCUCUAUCCCACUAACCGGGGUCACAUCGAAGCCAAUGACUCCUCUAUCUUCGCAGCCGAUGUCCAAGGACGUGUUCACGCAACUCGCACCUUCGACGGUCGCGAACUCAACAACGAGUAUAUCUUCGGCCUCUUCUCGCAGCCUGACCACCCCGGGAUCUUCGGGCCUCCUAUCGCGUACAACAUCACCCAGUUCGCGGCCACCGACAAUAUCGCCGCGGCCACCACUCUCAUCACCUUCAACAUCACCACCUUCCAGCUGGUAGUCCCCGCCGCGAUUGACACCUGGUUCCAGUACGACUCCUCCGGCAAGAUCACACAGUAUGAUGCCGUCUUCCGUUGGCUGGAUUAUCUCUUCGUUCCUCUCAUGCAGGCAGCCGGAAAGAUGUUUCAUCUGAAUGAUUCAGUCCAGAUUCAGAACAAAGUGGCUGCUCUGCUUGCAGACACCAUCUGCCAGACACAUCAGGAUCACUGUCACGGGCCCAACCAGCAGUACGCCUCCAAGGAGGAUUGCGUGGUGUUCCUGACCCAGAGAGUCCGCUUCGGCUUGCCAUACGAGAUGGGUCAGAACACUUUGCUGUGCCGCGAAGUGCAUGACAACAUGGUGCGAUUCAACCCGCCCGUACAUUGUCCCCAUAUUGGACCCGGCGGUGGCGGGUAUUGUGUCGACGACAUGACCUACCAGCAGGUGGUGCUGGAGAAAUACUUUCGAUACUCCUGGGUGCCAUACGGAUAUGCGGAUCACAACCCGUGGGUGGCUGUAGGGACAUAAUGACGGUCAGAACAAAUGCAAAACUCACCCUGUUGAGAAAACCUCAGAUUGAUCGUGCUGCGAACCUACCUUCCUUAGCCCCAAGACGGAGCAUGAGAGCUGGUUGACUAACUCGUCACGGAUCUGACUUGCUGCCUACGAUACUGACGACUGGCACAUUUCAGAGCCAUUCCUCGACAUGUGCGGUCGGAUUUGACCCAGUCGAGUCCAAAUUUUGUCUCUGAAGGGGGAUGCAACGGUGACAAGCGAGGUGGCACGUUCAUCGCCACCAAGAAUGCUCAGGGUCCUCUUGGCAGUCGUGAGUAAAAUUGUCGAUCACGCGCAACACGACCUGGCCUUUUCCGCCCACCAUAUUGUAGUCCAGAAAAUGAAUGAUUAGGCGCCCCGCGCUGGAAACCACUGUUCGUCACGGAGAAUGAUUGAGACGCCGCACGCCAUGUCAAACA
Messenger RNA from Aspergillus uvarum CBS 121591, 1343 nucleotides. RefSeq lists its product as uncharacterized. The transcript has 2 exons. Lineage: Eukaryota; Fungi; Ascomycota; Eurotiomycetes; Eurotiales; Aspergillaceae. Bases 1 to 897 code for a protein of 298 amino acids. The record is from RefSeq and is a predicted model, not a curated record.